CUCUCUUACUUUUUGCAAUGUCUAAUUCAUUUUCAAUUUCUUCCCCUAAACUUGUCUUGUCCACAGGACACACUGCUGUGCAAGAAGCAGGGGCAACUGGUACUCAGAAGAAACGUACCGUUAAGGCUGAAAUUUCUACUUCAAUCUUCCAAAGGAUGAUGGCAGAGCUUGUGGGCACAUACAUUCUUAUAUUUAGUGGCUGUGGGGCUGCUCUUGUCAACAAUAUACAAUCUCUUACAAUUGUGGGCAUAGCACUUGUAUGGGGUCUUGCUUUUACGGCCACUGCAUAUGCAGUUGGGCAUGUCUCUGGUGCCCAUUUCAACCCUGCAGUUACCAUUGCCUUGGCUGCUGGCCGCAGAUUUCCAUGCAGACAUGUACCUAUGUAUAUCAUGUCACAGUUGUCGGCAGCAACCCUAGCAAGCCUGACCCUGAGGCUGUUGUUUAACGACCAAAACAACAUUCAAGCAACCUUGACUCAGUUCUCUUAUUCAACAACUUACGUACAAGCCCUCACCUGGGAAUUUAUAAGCACUUUUAUAUUGAUGUUCACCAUUUGUGGUGUUGCUACUGAUGACAGAGCGAGCAAAAAUAUCUCUGGAAUUGCUAUAGGUGCUGCUGCUGUGUUUACUGUUAUGGUUGCUGGGUAAUUAACUCCUCAGUAAAAAUCUAAUAACUGAUCUAUUACCAUAGCUUUGCAUUUUACCUUCAUUGUUAUAGCACUAGUCUGCUGAGUUUUGUGACAUUUUUUUAUGCAUUGGAAUCUGCAGCCCUAUCACUGGAGCUUCUAUGAAGCCUGCCAGAAGUUUUGGCCCUGCUACUGUCGCUGGUAUUUAUGAGAAUAUUUGGGUCUAUACUGCGGGCCCUAUUCAUGGAGCCAUUGCCGCUACUAUGGUGUACGGUGUUCUCAGGGUACCUACGCCGGUAGAAUCUGAUGACAGUGUUCUCCGGGCACCCACAUCUGUAAAAUCUGAUGAGAACGCCAGUGUCGUACACAAUCCUGUUUACUCACGCAACGCUGAUCUGAUAGCCAGAACACUUGCACAAGUGUGAAGUUUAAUGAGUGGUCUUGGCUAUGCGCAAAAUGUCACAAAAUCACUCUGG
Messenger RNA from Prunus mume (Japanese apricot), 1101 nucleotides. Lineage: Eukaryota; Viridiplantae; Streptophyta; Magnoliopsida; Rosales; Rosaceae. The record is from RefSeq and is a predicted model, not a curated record.